GCAGUUGACAGAUAAGGACAUGGACCAGCUGGAACAGUGGAUAGGUACAGGUCCUAAAACAUUUACACUGCUCUACGCUAUCACAAAAGAUGGAUGUAAUUACAACUUCUUCCAUCAGAAAUGUGACAACCAGGGACCUACAGUUACGGUGCUGUAUAACCAAGAAGGAUCGGUCUAUGGUGGAUAUACAGCUGGAAACUGGACGAAUACUGGCGGGUAUGUGAAUGAUGCUACUGCUUUCUUAUACCGGCUACACUACAACAAAGUGGUUAAUCCAGUGAAGCUUCCAAUAACAAACGCAAAUUAUGCUAUCUAUACAGGAUAUGGGCCCACGUUUGGUGGAAGCAGUGGACAUGACCUAUAUACUUUCAGUGGAUCAGUUAACAAUUCUGGCGGUUACUUUGCUCUGAAUGGCAGCAUGAGCCUUGGUCACAACUACAACAAUCAAGGUUUGAAUGCCAACCAGAUCAACAAUGGUACCAUGUAUGUAACUGAACUAGAAGUUUACAAGGUUGCGAAUGGUCAAAGAAAAAAAGCACUUCAAGAGCCGUGGCGUAAAAUGAAAGGGUGGAACGAAAAGUUCUUGGACGAGCUUAAUGAAGACAUUGUGUCAUUCAAAUCGCUCCCGGACUUGAGUAUUUCUGAGGCUCGGGUCCUGAUGAUCGGUCCAGUUGGAGCUGGGAAGUCGAGUUUCUACAAUACCAUUAACUCCAUAUUCCGGGGCCGUAUCACACAGAGGGCGUGUAGUGGUAGCGCUGAGCAGAGUCUUACAACUGCUUACACUCCAUAUCUUGUGCGAGUUCGAUCCGGGGCUAACCUUAACUUCAAACUGUGCGACACACGCGGGCUAGAAGAAUCGCAGGGUUUGGAUGUACUCGAAUGUAACUAUCUUCUUGAUGGAAAUGUACCGGAAUAUUAUCAGUUCAAUCCUGCAGCUCCAAUAUCUCAAGAAACCGAGGGUUUUAUAGUGAAACCAACACUAGAGGAUAAGGUACAUUGUGUGGUGUUUGUACUGGACUCUACGACGCUUGAAGUUACACCAACAAAAAUCAUACAGAAAAUGAAAAGUUUUCAAACCUUUAUGAAUCAAAAAGGUAUCCCGCAGGCACUUCUUCUUACCAAAGUAGACAAACUCUGUAAAGAUGUAGAGAAAAACGUAUCGCAAGUUUUCAAAAGCGAAACGGUAGAAGAACAUGUCGAGAAAGCGUCUCAACUACUUGGUUUACCACGUGGUAACGUACUUCCGGUGAAGAACUACGAAAAUGAGAUGCAGCUUGAAGAAAAUAUCAGUAUCUUGGCACUACUUACUCUGCGGCAGAUUUUAUACUUCGCGGAAGAUUACAUGGAGAACAUGAUGGACAAGAGAGCAGCUGCACAGCGGAAAACGGAGAAGAUGAAUGUUAAGAAAUAAACAAACGGACACACUGAAAAAUUAGUUAGGAAGUACAUAUCAUGAGGAAGAAUACCACGAGGCUUUCUCGAGCUUUCUUUACAUUUGUUUUAAUUUUUUAUGAUUUUUUUAGUUAGACAUGACGAAUGCCACAAGAGCUAUUGCUAUACACCAGCCGUCGGCGUCGUAUGUACACACUUUUUAACGACGCUCUGCAAGCUUUAUAUCUUAAUUAUUACCCAUUGCAACUGAAUCACACAUGCCUUUCCCAUGAUAAUACCAACUGAAUGACAUAAGUUCCAUAACUCUUGCUGUCAUUUUGAUGAAACUAUGCCCCUUUUUAUACUUAGGCGUUUUAUGCACCUGCUAAUUCUUAACGUGUGAUGUAUCACUUCUUCAUACACUGAUAUUUUCAAAAAGCUUUGUUUAAACAUACAGUAUAACUCUGCGACAUGUCCCUUACAAGACCCAGAGCCCUAGCUCAAAGAUCAAUGUCACUUAGUGCUCAGUCUUAAUAAUACCGUAUAAAUGUGCCAUAAUUUAAAGGAAAUGCACUUACGUGUCUUUACAAUUCAUCAAAACUUUGUUCGCGAUUAUUAGCGAUCAAGUAUCUCAUUUACUACACAACACAAUUGAAUAAAACUUCACAUGGUAAUACUGACAUCAUGGCAUAGGUCCCAUAACUCUUGUCUUCAUGUUGGUAAAAUUAUGCUCUUUUUGUACAUUUUCCUUAAUUCUUUCAACAAUAUUCUGUUCGCGAUUUUCAGCGAAUUAAUAUUUCAGUAUCUACCCAAUGCAUUGUGUUAUUUCCAAGGCGACGAAUUGUUGAUGUACUGACACACAUCAACAAUACUCACACAUUACGUCGCCUUGGAAAUAGCAACCGAAUGACAUAAGUCCCAUCUUUUCCUUCGUUUUGAUGAAAUAGUGCCCAUUUUGUAAUUAGCCCUUCCAUUAAAUAUUUUUGACGCAUUCAAUUUUAAAAGUCUCAAAACACGUAAAUGUAUUUAUUUUUUGAUAAGUAAAUUGAUUUUAACACAAAAGCAAAUCAUAAACCGUACAAUAACACUGUUUUGUUGAAGCGAGAAAGAAAAUUAAAAAUUUUAGCACGUUUUUUGUGAAAAUUACCUCGUCCAUUUAGUAACAUUUCUCUCAUCUAGGCUUCUCACACACAAUCUGGGUUCUUAAUUAAUGGAAAAUAUCAAAAGCUGUGUUAUCCCGAAAUAACUACUUUUAUUACAUACCAAUAUAAAUUCUGUCGAAAAUAUGG
This is a messenger RNA of Mercenaria mercenaria, 2660 nucleotides long. RefSeq names its product interferon-induced protein 44-like. NCBI's taxonomy places the organism in Eukaryota, Metazoa, Mollusca, Bivalvia, Venerida, Veneridae. The transcript has 6 exons. The coding region runs from base 20 to 1411 and encodes 463 amino acids. The record is from RefSeq and is a predicted model, not a curated record.